Messenger RNA from Nilaparvata lugens (brown planthopper), 3950 nucleotides. RefSeq lists its product as uncharacterized. The transcript has 2 exons. The record is from RefSeq and is a predicted model, not a curated record. Bases 245 to 1516 code for a protein of 423 amino acids. Gene Ontology annotation, cellular component: extracellular region. Gene Ontology annotation, molecular function: chitin binding. Lineage: Eukaryota; Metazoa; Arthropoda; Insecta; Hemiptera; Delphacidae.
UUAAACAAGUUUAUCACCAAAAUUUAUUUCUAGGGAUGGAUUCUUACUGUAGUAUGGAAUAAGGAAAACCGAUUUUCAAUUGAAAAUGUGAGUUUGUAAUUCACGGUUUGAAAUUGUCUACACAAAAACAAUGUGACGUGUUAGAUACGCAGGUUAAGUACAAAAGUGUGAUAGUGCACCAAACUCAAUCUAUUUUGGUCAAUCAAUUGAACUGCAACAGAGUUUGGUGAACCUGAAGCUUACAAUGGAAACGGUUGCUGCCUUCAUGAUACUGGUGAUUUUCUGUGCCACUGAUGCCUAUUCUGUGAGUAAUCAAGCAGAUAGGAUUCAAGAAGCAUUGAAUUCUUCCUACCAGAACAAAACUGGAGCUGAGAUAGUAGAUUAUGAGUCUCUGAUCAAAGCUGUGGACAUUCCAGAACAGUCUUUAGAGAGAUUUGAAGCAAAUCUGAACAUGUCUGAAGCCAUAUCCAAAGUCAUUCAAUCGAAUCGGUUUGAAGAGCGAGUGGACUCUGGAAGUGUUACAUUUGAUGAUUCUGUUGAGGAUACUCACUAUCCAACAUGUGAAGUGGGCGAAAAUUACAAGAAACGGUUCCCUGGAAGCUGCCAGAAAUACUACCAGUGCAAAAAUGGGGUCCUCACAAUUAGGUCAUGUUAUUGGUUUGCAAGAUUCGAUAUUAUUGCUCAAUCUUGUAGAUUCUUCUUCUUUGUAGACUGCACCAUAUUGGAACCACCUACAACAACCUCGUCAUCUCCAACUACGAGCUUAUCUAACGCAACCUCAUCUAUGAUCUCGACUGAAACAACUGCAAUAUCAAAUCAAACAACUUCUUCCCCUGAGACAAGUGGCUCCACCUCCACUAGUAUCUCAUCAACAUCAAUAGCGACAUCUAAGUCUUCAACUUUAAGCCCAGUAUCCCCAACAACUACACCAAAAACCACUCCAACACCAUCAUCAUCUUCAUCAGCCACAUCAUCAUCAUCAUCAUCAUCACCAUCACACUCAUCAUCAUCAUCAUCAUUAUCAUAUUCUUCUUCAUCUACAGAUUUGCCAUCAUCAUCAUCAUCAUCAUCAGAGUUUACAACAGCAGAAUAUUAUUCAUCCACAUUCCCUACAACCAAUAUAUCCAUAUCUUCCACAGCAAGUCCAUCUGUAACCUCACCAUCAGAAACACUGAAAACAACUUCUAAUCCAACCACUACUGCAAUUCCAGCAAGUACACAGGAAGCUUCAACCUUGACAUCAUCCUCAUCAGAGCCACAACCAUCAUCAUCGUCAUCAACAUCACCAGAAAUAAUAUCCACAACUACACAGAAAUCUAAAUCCACGCAUCGCACUACCACAAGUCAUCUACCAUCAACAACAAUAAUUACAUCAACAUUCAUUGGGAGCUCAACAUUAGAAACAGACUUUACUUCAGAUUCAACAACCCUUGAAACCUCAACUUCCGAAACAGAUUCUACUGAUCAUUCAACAACAAUUGAGACCUCAACUUUGGAAACAGAUUCUAGCUACUGAUUACAACUACGUUUUAAACCUCAACAUUCGAAACAGAUUCCACUGCAAAUUCAACUAUGUUUGAAACUUCAACAUUUUAAACAGAUUCUAUAGCAGAAUGAACUACAUUUUCUGCAACUCCAUCUCCUUCAACGUUAAUCCCAACUACAUGAACUGACACGUCUACUUCUCAUUCACCUCCAGAAUCAAUCAUAUAAACCAGUUGAACGUAUUUCAACCCUUUUUCUGGACCUCCAUCAACAAUCACCGCAUCAUCUUCAACAUCAACUCGAACCAGUAUCUCUCCAGCCUCAUCUUCACAUUAUAAAGUUUACAUUACCACACCUUCUACAAGCACGUUUCCGACAACAAAUGUACCUGCUACCACCACUUCAUCUUCUGCAUUGCCAACAUCCAUGCCCAAAACAGCAGUUCCCAUUUACCACAACCACGUUUCUUGCAACAAUUACAUGUGUUCUCACCCCUGAAUCUCCUACAUCAUCAACUCAUACAACAGUAACCACUGUUACACCUUCGAAGAGAACGGAUACUUCCACAGCUACACCAGGAACAAUGCCAUCUCUACCUACCCCCCAACAUGUUAUCCUGGCCAAUACUUUAAAAUGAGGUAUCGAGAAAAUUGUCGUGAAUACUAUGAUUGCAAUGAUGGAGAUUUGAAGAUUCGAAAAUGUGGGUUUCUACAAAACUUUGAUGCAGCAACAUUAACUUGUAAAAUAGAAUGGCAAGUUGAUUACAAAUUAGAAAUAAUGUGAGAAUGGAAAAUCAAAUAGUCAAGUUUCAAAAUUUAGUAAUCAAAAAAUUUAUUGUACAUGAGUUUCAUUUUACAAUUCCUUUCUCUAAUACCAUAUGGUACUCAUCACUCUUAGAUGAAUAUGACCUUCACAAGGAGCACAACGAAUUUUUCAAUGAAUUUAAAGUUUAUAGACUUGAUUUAUCCCACUCAAAUGUAGAAUAUAAUUGAGCGAAUUUUCCUUCCAUAAGUUUCAAAAUCUUUUUCACUAAAUGGGAUUUGAAGAUUUUGAAGUUAUCACUUAGAUAUGCGUUUUUCAUUUAUCCAUAUAUUGUAAUUAUGCUGUACAAACUCAUGAACUAUGUGACUUGAGAACUCACAAUAUGAAAACUGUGCUGGAAUUUAAAUUUAUGAACAGGUCAUAUACAAUUUACAUAACAUAUACAUGAUUUACAGUUCACAUACUGUAUACAUGAGUGAUAUGCUACUUGAUAGCCUAAAUAAAGAAUAUGUGAAAGGAAAUCAUCUGAUAAUAUAGAAGUUAUUAUCCAUUGGACGGUUGAGCAUCUAUGGAUCGAACAAGGCUUUUUGGAUAUCAGCAUUCUAAAGAUCAAAUUAAUAUAUCAAUACAUCAAUUAUGUACUUCAUUAUGAUCUCAAAUUUGAAAUAAAACUUUUUCCUUUAACAUGUCUCGAACUUCAUUUGAUUUGAAUGGUUUGUUCAAUAUUGUAACCGGCAAUUCCUGUGUACAACUGAUGUUGCCUUGUUAGUGGCUUUCUAUCUAGCCUUCUAGCAACUACGUAAGGUUUAAUUGAGUUAUGAUAUGAUCUGAGUUGGAAGUUGCAUUUAAUCAACCGCGCAAGAGUGCUCAAACUAAUCAAAUAUCGAUCCGACAACUUUCCGUGACCCGCUUAUAUGCUCAACUUCAAUUAUACAACAAUAAGCGCGAUCUUCGAGAACCCUCGUCUAUGUAAAGUCUAAUUCCGUAAUUUUUCUCAAUUUUGAGUUUAAAAUCUGAUCAGAGUUUAAUUUUUCUAAAUCUUCGAGAAUGUAGAGUCUAAUUUUCGCUGUUUGCUUCUUAUGAUUAUUUUUGAAUCCGGUCCUGAAAUUCUUCUGUUGAAUCAUUUUUUUAAAUAUCUUAUCGGUACAGGUAAUGAGAGGACAGAGAUUUAUUGAUUUAUUUAUUAUAUGCCUUUAUUAGGGCACUAAUACACUUUAUUUAUUAGAGAGAAUGAGAAACAGUUUCUAGACUACUAGAUUAUUAUGAAAUUCAUAUUACGUCACUGCUUGACUACUUAGAAUGUUCAGGAAACCAGAAAACAAUUACAUUCCAACACAAAAUUAAAAUAAGGCAUGGAAUAAAAUCUGUAAUUGAAAUCUCACACUCGUUUCUCAUAAAUUUCAAGAUGGUUUUAUUAUUAGAUCAUGAGCAAAUGUUUGUGAUAAAGUAAUGCAGUAUCAAAUUACCUAUUUUGGCCAGAAUACGUUUCUUAUACGCUAUUGAUUAAUUCUUUAUCACAAAUGACAAUGCAUUGUCAGGUCUUGCAAGGCUACUCCCAAUAAUAAGUUUGCUACAAUUUCCCUAUAUACUUUUUACUUUCGCUGAAUGAAAUUAUUGCUAAGCUUGUAUACCCAGUGUCAAGUUCAGAUUGUAUACAUGAGAGAUAUCCCAUUCUUAAUUAUCAAUUUAACUCUUAUACUUUC